Penicillium daleae is the source of this 1800-nucleotide messenger RNA. Its product is annotated as WD40 repeat domain-containing protein. Gene Ontology annotation, biological process: regulation of transcription by RNA polymerase II. NCBI's taxonomy places the organism in Eukaryota, Fungi, Ascomycota, Eurotiomycetes, Eurotiales, Aspergillaceae. The transcript has 5 exons. Bases 1 to 1800 code for a protein of 599 amino acids. Gene Ontology annotation, molecular function: protein binding; transcription corepressor activity. Gene Ontology annotation, cellular component: Set3 complex. The record is from RefSeq and is a predicted model, not a curated record.
AUGGCACAACCUGACCUGACUUCGCAUCACGUCAACUACCUAAUAUGGCGCUACCUUCAAGAAUCAGGUCAUGGCGAUGCUGCCGUUUCACUGCAGCGCGCAUGGUACCCCGACCCUCAAACGCUGCCCUUUGCGCGCCACAUUAAAACCCAUGCGCUGGUGUCGCUGGUCCAGAAAGGUCUGCAGUACCACGAGCUCGAGUCCUCUAUUGACAAGGAGGGCAACCCAACUACAUUUACGUCUGCGAAUUACUUUUUCGGCCCGGAGCCAUUUGAAGUGAGCACAUUGAAAAGCCAUGAGGAAGCGAGCGCAGAGCAGGCACCGGCACCAGCGCCAGCACCAGCACCAGCACCAGCGCUAGCGCCAGCGCCAGCGCCAGAGCCAGAGCCAGAGCAGGCGCAUGACGACGUGACGAAUGGUCAUUUGGUGGAGGCCGGCAAGAAAACCCGCACGAGCGAGACUAAUGGCGACGAGGCGAUGGAGGUCGAUGAGGCUGAGAGCAAGCUAGCUAGCCCACAUCCACAUGCGGCCGAUGUGGACGGCGACGGAGAUGUGAGCAUGGGGGCCACGGAGCCCGAAGAGGUGCCUCAGGAACCCACACUCAACACGGGCAGCAGUGUGGGUAUCCAGAUCUCCCCCGCCAAGGCUGCCGAUUUGACCCCCGACACCGCCUUACUCGACGAAGAUCACGUGCUAUCUGCUAACUGGCGCCCGCGGGAUCCCUCGCUACUCCUGGCCGCUGGAGACACCUUCUGUAGCAUCUGGAAGCUAUCUUCAACAUCUGCACCUGCUCAGAAUAAGUUUUUGAAUCUCAAGGGCACGGGUGCAUAUGUAUCCUCGGUGGCGUGGGAUGGCAUCGGUGCGAAAUUGGCCGUGGCCUCUUUCCGAGACAUGAAGGGAAACGUGACCAUGUACAAUGCUGAUGGUAAUGUGGUUGAUUUGUUACCAGAUCUCCCUCGUGUGAUCAGUGGGUUACAUUGGGCGGAGGAAAGCCCGCAAUUGGUGAUUGUGGCAUCUGAUGAGCGCACCUCCGAACUAGCUCUGUGGGAUGACGGCCGACGACCCGACGUCUACCCGCCGCCCCAGGUGAUCGACAAUCAGAUCUACGAUCUGGCAUGGUGUGGACGCAAUCAGGUCUUUGCGUGUGGAAAUGGGGCCGUCUACGAAUGUGAAGUAGACAGCAACAUCCGACUAGCCAAGACACAUACCUCGCAACAGGCUGAUACGGAGUGGACUUUUAUCCGCUGUGCCCAUACCGCCAGCUAUUCCGUAGCAGUUACGGCAAGCGCUACGAAAGCAUUAAUCUGGAUUCCUACCCAUGACAUCCUGAUCGAAAACGCCCACCAAGACGCCAUCACUGCCGUCGACAUUCAGCCCCAGUCGGCAUUGCAAACGAAACAAGGGAACAACUCCAUCACCAUUGCUUCAUACUCUGCCGAUAGUACAGUCGGAGUGUGGCAGGUGGACCUGGACUCGAAACAAUACAAAUGCGUCCAUCGCUUGCGCCUCGGCGCCUCUGUACCAGCCCUUACCGGUAGCUUCUCUCCAGAUGGAUAUGCGCUUGGGGCUGUCAGUAAAGAUCAGGUCUUUAUCUGGAACGUCGAGCGUGGGGGGGAUCCGAUGGCCACCUGGAAAGCCCCCAGCACGGCAGAGGUCAAGGAGGACCCUGACCGUGUAACGAAUGGACAGAACGGUCAUGGGCCAGCAAACCCAGACCGUGCUUUAUCAUGGGAUCCCGAUGGGAAAAAACUCGCUUGCGGCUUAGGAAACCAGAUGGCUAUCGUGAAUCUUCAACGGUGA